UCUGACUAUGACUUUUUAGCCUUUGACUCUCACCUGACUCGGGGACAGUGAGUGUUGUUUAUCUUGUGCUGAGGCGGCUAGACGUCGAAUUUUGCGGUCAGUCCUUGCAUCAGUGAGACCUUUAAAAGCAGCUUGUUGGAGUUUCGUCAGAGGAAACGAGUUAUGCGCAAGCGGGAGAGAUGCGGUGCCCUUGCAGGUUGAUGCCGGCGCCUGUGUUGCUGCUGCUGUUGGCUGCGCUCUCCACAGACGGCCGUGCUGUAAGCAGACUCGGCGGCGGCGGACCGGGACGGGACCCACCACCGGCUCGUCCCCCGGUCGUCCUCAUCCCAGGAGACCUUGGGAACCAGCUAGAAGCGAAGCUGGACAAGCCCACCGUAGUGCACUAUAUCUGCUACAAGAAGACCGAUGACUACUUCACCCUAUGGCUCAACCUGGAGUUGCUGGUGCCUGUGGCCAUUGACUGCUGGAUUGAUAACAUGCGGCUGAUAUACAACUGGACUACAAGGAGCACAGAGGCUCCCCCAGGGGUGGAUGUGAGGGUCCCAGGAUUUGGUCAGACCUACCCCUUGGAAUACCUGGACCCCAGCAAGCGCCCUGUGGGUAUCUAUUUCUUCAGCAUAGUGCAGUCGCUUGUGGACUGGGGCUACACGAGGAAUGCUGACAUCCGGGGGGCUCCAUACGACUGGCGCAAGGCCCCCAAUGAAAACAAGGCAUACUUUGUGGCACUGAGGAAGAUGAUUGAGGAGAUGGCAGAGACAUACGGUGGUCCAGUGGUUCUGAUUGCACACAGCAUGGGCAACAUGUAUACUUUAUACUUCUUGAACCAGCAACCGCAGGAAUGGAAGGACCGUUACAUCAAGGCCUUUGUGUCCCUGGGAGCCCCCUGGGGGGGUGUUGCCAAAACACUGAGAGUUGUGGCUUCAGGUGAUAACAACCGCAUCCCGGUGAUCAGCCCCCUGAAGAUCCGCUAUCAGCAGCGCACGGCCGUCUCCACCAGCUGGCUCUUCCCCUACAACAACACCUGGAGAGAUGAUGAGGUUCUGGUGUUCGCACCUACUGCCAACUACACGCUACGUGACUACAAGCGCUUCUUCACCGAUGUAGGUUUCGAAGAUGGUUGGGCAAUGCGGCAGGACACAGAACCACUGGUCAGUGCCCUGGAGCCACCAGGCGUGGCCGUGCACUGUUUGUAUGGCAGUGGUGUGCCCACACCAGAGGCUUUUAACUAUUCCACAUUCCCCGAUGGGGAACCAGUAGUGAUCAACGGUGAUGGUGACGGCACAGUGAAUUUGCGGAGCACCAUGCAGUGCCGGCGCUGGGCAGGUCGCCAGCAGCAGCCCGUUCGCAUGGUGGAGCUGCCGGGAAAUGAGCACGUGGCCAUGCUGCUUAACACCUCCACUGUGGCAUACAUAAAGAGCGUGCUCUUCUCCCCGUAACACGCUCCCUCACAGGCCACCACAUGUCCACCUCGACCUUCUGAGGUCUCAACCUCAGUGACUGAAAGAAGCAAGUGCCAAGAAUCUCACAAGUCAUUUAUCCUGUGAGAGGCUCCAAUACACAGGACCUCAUCCUUGACUAAUGGUCAGAAGCCGCUUUCACCUAAUUAUGGACGAGUCUAGUUUUGCGUGUGUGUACAUCAGAUACUCAGUUAGGUUCGACUCAACGUAAAUAGAUCAAAGGUGGCUCCGGUUUUGUAAGUCUGUGAUAUUUUGAGUCUUUUUACCAGUUUAAAAAAAACAAAAAACAAAAAAAACUGGCAACUCUUGCAACAUGCUUUUUAUGCUGAACUAUGGAGCUGUUCCGUUUCUGUGAUUGUUGCCUUCGCUGGGCUUUUUUUGCAGUCAGAGCUGCAGCCCCUAGAGGGAGUUUUUGCUGCUCCCUUGUUCUAGGUAGGGGAGUCUGCUGUUUAAUUAUUCUUUGAAAUAUUUAAACUUUUUAGAAAUAUGCUAAAUAAUUGUCUAUUAAGUAAUACUUUUUCAGGUAUAGGUUACAUGCAUUGAGUUCAUGAAGGUGAUGGCUUGACCUGGGGGUUAGAGGUAUUAAAAAUCAGAAGGGGUAGCUGCAACUCUCCUAGUCUUUAUACUGAAAUAUGAGGUAUAUUUUCACAUUUGUGCAAUAAGUUUCAUUUACAAGUGACCCUGUGUCAUCCCUGGCCAUGUGGAGAUGGUGUUUUUUUCAGUGUUCAGUUAGGUCAUUCCCUUUUCUAGCUUCUCUCCACCCUCUGAAGAACUAUGUGUUUGCAAGACUCCGCUGCCAUUUCUCAGUCUUUGUCCUGUCUAUGCAUAUUUUUAUCCAGUGAGUAAUCAGUUAAGCUUGAUUGAUUUAAUCUUGUACCAUGAUUUGAAGUGCAUUCUCUGUGAGACAUUUGUUGUAUGUUUUUACUGAUAAAGAUGUUUGAAUUUAAUCUCCACUUGUGCUGCAUACCAUUACCAGUGUUAAACUUAAUGGUGUCAGAUCAUUGAUGAGUCACUGGAAUAAUUCUGAGAUUAAAAAUUAAAUAAGCAGAUGGAAACCUUUUUGGAAGGAACAACAUUUUGAACAGCUAUAAUUCAUAACCUCAAGUGUAUUUGAAGGAUUUAGAUAAUUUAUUAAAAGUCCAGUUGCAGUUAAUCAACUCCAGUCUUGGUUAAGCUAAACUACAUAGUCCACAGGAAACUCAGGAUAUGAAUGUAGACACUUUGCCUUAUAUAAACACACCAGACAGCAACCAGCUACAUCCUCUUCCCAAAAUUAAAAUUGAGGAAAUGCAGCAAAGCCCAGCGUUUUACCGUUUCCCACUUAUUGGAGUACGUGGGAAGGCAGAGGGUCUAGUCUUAGACACGGUGUAUCAAUAGAAGCUUCUCUGCCAUAGACAGAGUUGUUACUGAUUUUUGCUAGAUGGGUCCUUUCAAAGUGACUUCCAAUCAUUACUUAAGUACCUCACUCAAAGGUACUACAAUAAUUGUAGGAGUGGGACUGAAACCACAAAUAUUCACAAAUUCAUAACCUAAAUGAAUGUUAUCCGCUAACCUAGAUGCUGAGUGUGACUUCUGAUCUCCCCACUCUGUGCACAGUGCCUUUGCUGCACACUCUGCUCUGGUCACUUCCUGUUCAUGGCAGUGUUAUUGCUACAGUUGUGUAUGGUACUACAAUGAAAUACAACUUUGUCAAAUAUUAAGAUGUUUGUCAUUCAUGACCAUUCCAUUUGAAACUAGGUUUAACAGGCAUUUUUCCUCAACCUGACAGACUAGAAUAAAGAGAAAUAUUCAGAAUACAUAUGUAAACUUUAGUACUUUUCAUUCAGU
Messenger RNA from Scleropages formosus (Asian bonytongue), 3284 nucleotides. RefSeq names its product phospholipase A2, group XV (gene pla2g15). Bases 180 to 1436 code for a protein of 418 amino acids. The record is from RefSeq and is a predicted model, not a curated record. Lineage: Eukaryota; Metazoa; Chordata; Actinopteri; Osteoglossiformes; Osteoglossidae. Gene Ontology annotation, biological process: lipid metabolic process. The transcript is spliced from 6 exons.